AUGGAAUCUACCGAGUCGUAUGCGGCAGCUUCCCCUGAAGAGUCGACGAAGAGAUCUCCAGAACAACACGAUUCGUCGGAAGCUGACUCUGCUGAGAAGCCAACACACAUUCGAUUUCUUGUAUCCAAUGCGGCAGCUGGUUCCGUCAUUGGGAAAGGUGGCUCGACCAUCACUGAGUUUCAGGCAAAGUCUGGGGCGCGGAUUCAACUCUCACGUAAUCAAGAGUUUUUCCCUGGGACGACUGAUAGAAUUAUUAUGAUAUCGGGCACCAUUAAAGAAGUUGUCACUGGACUGGAACUUAUCCUUGAUAAAUUGCACAGUGAGCUUCAUGCUGAAGAUGGUAAUGAUGUUGAACCUAGGAGAAGAAUAAGACUUGUGGUUCCUAACAGUUCUUGUGGAGGCAUAAUUGGAAAAGGAGGGGCCACCAUCAAGUCAUUCAUUGAGGAAUCUAAAGCUGGUAUUAAGAUAUCCCCUCUGGAUAAUACCUACUAUGGGUUGAGUGAUAGGCUUGUGACUUUAUCUGGAACCUUCGAGGAGCAGAUGCGGGCAAUCGACUUGAUUUUGGCUAAGCUUACCGAGGACGAUCAUUACUCCCAGAAUGUACAUUCCCCAUAUUCAUAUGCAGGUCUUUUCUACUCUGGUUUUCAUGGUCAUCCAUAUGCGUAUGUGCUUCCUUCUGUUGCAACAGCGGGAUACAAUUCGGUUAACUACGCACCCAAUGGUUCUGGAGGCAAGUAUCAAAACCACAAGGAAGAAGCUAGCACCACGGUGACAAUUGGUGUAUCGGAUGAGCAUAUAGGAUUGGUCCUUGGCCGUGGAGGAAGAAACAUCAUGGAGAUCACUCAGAUGACCGGUGCCCGAAUAAAAAUAUCAGACCGAGGCGAUUUCAUUUCUGGAACCACCGAUAGGAAAGUGAGUAUCACAGGAUCACAGAGAGCAAUUCAACAAGCUGAGACAAUGAUAAAACAGAAAGUUGAUUCAGCCUCAGAGAGAGCCACCGAAUAA
Molecule: messenger RNA, 1005 nt
Organism: Arabis nemorensis
Lineage: Eukaryota; Viridiplantae; Streptophyta; Magnoliopsida; Brassicales; Brassicaceae
Source: the annotation of a GenBank genome assembly